ACCCCGACGCGCCUAACGCCGCCGCCCGCGGGUCCCGCCGCCGCCGCCACCGCGGCCGCCGCCCGCGUCCCCGCCGCCGCCGCCGCCUCAGCCGCCGCAGGGCCGCCCGCAGCAUGUCUCGGAGGAAGAUCUCGUCCGAGUCCUUCAGCUCCCUGGGCUCCGACUACCUGGAGACCAGUCCCGAGGACGAGGGCGAGUGCCCCCUGUCCCGGCUCUGCUGGAACGGCAGCCGGAGCCCGCCCGGGCCGCCCGAGCCCCGCGCGGCCGCCGCCGUCGCCCCGGCCCCUGCCGCCGCCGCCUCCUCCUCCUCCUCCUCAGCCUCAGCCGCCGCCGCCGCCGCCGCCGCCGCCACGGCCGGGGCCCGGAGGGCGCAGCGCCGGAGGCGGGUCAACCUGGACUCGCUGGGCGAGAGCAUCAGCCGCCUGACGGCGCCCUCGCCUCAGACGAUACAGCAGACUCUCCAGAGAACAUUGCAGUAUUAUGAGCACCAAGUUAUUGGUUACAGGGAUGCAGAAAGGAAUUUCCACAAUAUCUCUAACAGAUGCUCCUAUGCAGACCGUUCCAACAAAGAGGGUAUUGAAGACGUCUCAGGAAUCCUUCAAUGCACUGCUAAUAUACUCGGUUUGAAGUUCGAGGAACUUCAAGAAAGAUUUGGUGAGGAGUUCUUUAAUAUAUGCUUUGAUGAGAAUGAGAGAGUCCUUCGAGCUGUAGGUGGCACUUUGCAGGACUUUUUUAAUGGCUUUGAUGCUUUGUUGGAACACAUCAGAACUUCCUUUGGGAAACAGGCCACGCUGGAGUCCCCAUCGUUCCUGUGCAAGGAGCUCCCCGAGGGUGCCCUUCUGCUUCACUACUUCCGUCCUCACCACGUUGUGGGCUUUGCAAUGCUGGGCAUGAUCAAGGCUGCAGGAAAGAAGAUCUACAGGCUGGACGUGAGCGUGGAGCAGGUGGCCAAUGAGAAACUGUGCUCCGAUGGUUCGAACCCAGGCAACUGUAGCUGUCUUACCUUCCUCAUCAAAGAAUGUGACAAUACUGAUGCCAUGAAGAACCUUCCCCGGGGAGCCUCCCGAGUCCCUGCCGACCUCAGAAUCAGCAUCAGCACCUUCUGCAGGGCCUUCCCUUUCCACUUGAUGUUCGACGCCCACAUGUCCGUCCUGCAGCUGGGGGAAGGCCUGCGGAAGCAGCUGCGUUGCGACACCCACAAAGUGCUCAGGUUUGAGGACUGCUUCGAGAUCGUUUCUCCAAAGGUCAGUGCCGCCUUUGAGAGGGUCCUGUUGCGACUGUCCACCCCGUUUGUGAUCAGGACCAAGCCUGAGGCUUCUGGCACUGAAAAUAAAGACAAGGUGAUGGAAGUCAAGGGACAGAUGAUCCAUGUUCCAGAGUCAAAUUCCAUCUUAUUCUUGGGCUCUCCAUGUGUGGACAAGUUGGAUGAACUCAUGGGCCGAGGGCUGCAUCUCUCAGACAUCCCUAUCCAUGAUGCCACCCGAGAUGUCAUUCUGGUUGGUGAGCAGGCCAAGGCCCAAGAUGGCUUGAAGAAGAGGAUGGAUAAAUUAAAGGCGACCUUGGAAAGAACUCACCAGGCCCUGGAAGAAGAGAAAAAGAAAACAGUGGAUCUUCUGUAUUCGAUUUUCCCUGGUGAUGUAGCUCAGCAGCUGUGGCAAGGACAGCAGGUGCAGGCCAGAAAGUUUGAUGAUGUCACCAUGCUCUUUUCAGACAUUGUUGGCUUCACAGCCAUCUGUGCCCAGUGUACCCCCAUGCAGGUGAUCAGCAUGCUGAAUGAACUGUACACCAGAUUUGACCACCAGUGUGGAUUUUUGGAUGUUUACAAGGUGGAAACAAUAGGUGAUGCAUACUGUGUUGCUGCAGGACUCCAUAGGAAAAGCCUCUGCCACGCAAAGCCCAUUGCUCUCAUGGCCCUGAAGAUGAUGGAACUUUCAGAAGAGGUGCUGACACCUGAUGGAAGACCAAUUCAGAUGAGGAUAGGCAUUCACUCAGGUUCUGUGCUCGCUGGAGUUGUUGGGGUAAGAAUGCCACGAUAUUGCCUGUUUGGAAAUAAUGUCACUCUGGCCAGCAAGUUCGAAUCAGGAAGUCACCCUCGGCGCAUCAACGUCAGCCCUACCACUUACCAAUUAUUAAAACGGGAAGAAAGCUUCACAUUCAUUCCUCGGUCCCGUGAAGAGCUUCCAGAUAACUUUCCAAAGGAAAUCCCUGGGAUCUGCUAUUUCCUGGAGGUAAGAACUGGUCCUAAGCAGCCAAAGCCUUCUCUUUCUUCAUCAAGAAUCAAGAAAGUUUCCUACAACAUUGGCACCAUGUUUCUCCGGGAGACAAGCCUCUGAGACCUUCAGCAGAUCAAAGACUUCUCCACAAAGCACAAGCCCACAACAUGGGUCAUGAAGGGGGAGUGCAAAGAGAUUGUUUCUCUUCCACUGAUUUGCUGAGAACAAGCAGCAGAAUUUCUGUGUUAUGUUAGGCAAUAAUCCUAGAAAAAGGUGGGUGAUGACUGUCAGUAAAAAAGAAACCGGAGGGGGCGGGGCAGAAAUAAGAGGUGUCCAUCCAUAGGAGUGCUUUUAGUCAUAUAUAUAUUUUAAUCACAACUAACCAAUAAAUAGAUUCUGUGUUUUCUUGUUUGUCGCACAUACAGGUAUCUUUCCCUAUAUAUUUCUAUCACUUUUGAGAGCCAGUUUUGAUGAUCAAUUCCUACAUUUAGUGAGUUGGUAUGUGAGGAAUAUUUUAUAAUUUUGUUUCCCCGAACAGACAUUUCAUACGUACAUCAUAGCUCUGUGGUUGCCUUCCUGGCAGGAAGAACUAUAACUCCACAAAAUAUUUUAGGGAUAUUACCUAUUUUUAUACAUCUCUCUUCUGAAUAAUUCCAUUUCACACACAACACUAUUCAAUUGUCAGAAUCUGCUACUGUGUAGUUGGUAUAUUAUGUAACUAACCUAUUAAUCAAAUGUAGUUUGACAUAUUUAGACAGAUUAGUGCUUGGACUGAGAAUACAUAUAACAGGAUUUCAGAUGCUGAGAAAGCACCGUAAGUCUGCUUAGUAAACGUAUCUUUUAAAUUUAAUUAAUGUAGCAUGGAAUCCAGAGGAAAUCAAAUUUCCUAAUAACAGAUUGCGCUGUAACUAGGAUCACAGAAAAGUCUUCUUACUAUCUUCUACCGAAUGCCGGUUACAAUGAAAUGCUUUGCUGCAUUGGACCCUUUUCAAUUUAGCGCUUCUAAAUCUAGGUAGCUUGUGCUCCAUGUUCGAGGGCAUUGUCAUAAGCAGCUUGCUGCUACGGAACUUGUUAGUACUUCCCCCCAACCCCACCUUGCCCAACCACUGAUGCCUCCCAAGUCUACCUGCCAUUCUUGGGAGCAAAUUCCUCAACGCUGGCAUUAGUGACAAAGCAGUAGUAGGGACAUUUUGCCAAGAAUGCUGUUUCCUCUUGCCAAAUAAGCCGGGGGUGGGGGGUGGGGGAGGAACCCUGUAUUUUAUGGCUUUGAGAUUUCAAAAAAACGAAAGAGUUUUUCUUCUGCAGUUUCAUUGAUGUGACUCUUCAGUCGGUGAAUCCCCUUGGUGAAUGCUGAAGUAGGUCUAGCCUUCAGGCCCAGUAAUUGUCAUCGUGACAGAUAGGCUUCUAUUGCACAUGGUGCUAACAUGGAGAGCUGUUCCCACGAAUCAAUACUGCAUGAAAAUAUUAUCGCAGACUCGCCCUGCAAUUAGGAGCACAGGCUGUCCAGAGUUUUUCUCUUUUGGAUCAAAUAUAAAACCCAAGUUUCUAUUGAGGUUGAUGAGCUGGAAACAUUGGUUUCCUUGAAACCUUGAAGGGGCUCUUUCUUUUCCUUCAGAUGGUAUCCUCAUAGACCGCUUAUGUCUACUGAAUGUAAUCCAUUUCUUGUUCUAGUCAGGCAUUUCGGCUGCAUUACGAUUUGUUUACGACAAAACGCAGCUAAGGAGCAUAUUAACUAAUGUCCAGUGUAACUGUGGGGCUUAUGAGUAUUUUUAAGUUCUCUAAGUGUGUAGCUAGAAAACAUUUAUAGAUAUGCCAAGUAUUUGUUAAAAUGGUGAUCACUUUUGUAAUUGCACCCCAAGACUUAUGAGGACCCUAGGGCAACACUUAGUGUGGAGACAGGAUCUAGACCCUGAGCUCUCUGAUAGCUCCCUGUCCCUCUCCUCCCUGGGUCUAGUAGGCCUCUGUUUUGAACAACAUGGAGGCCAGAAAGCUUGGACAUUUAAGGGGAGGCAUAUAGACUGAGAACAGGGUGCUGUCAUGGAAUCUCUUCAGGGGACUGGGAGAUUAAACUACUUCCUUAACUGGGAAUAAGGAGAGGUUUACCAUCAGGUGGCCAGCACAGGCUGGGAGCACCAGAGCCCUCAUACUAAAAGCAGUCAGCCCUUGCAAUGUGUUCUGUACAGCACAGGAACAUGGAGAGAGCACCAAGCUUGCUCAAGUCACGGAAGCUUAUGCUGCACAGGAAUUUACUUAGGGUUUAUUAUGAUCAUAAGUAAAUCAAUAAACAUUUGGGUGGUAAACAA
This is a messenger RNA of Neofelis nebulosa (Clouded leopard), 4516 nucleotides long. It is a transcript of the gene GUCY1A2, whose product is annotated as guanylate cyclase 1 soluble subunit alpha 2. NCBI's taxonomy places the organism in Eukaryota, Metazoa, Chordata, Mammalia, Carnivora, Felidae. Bases 114 to 2333 code for a protein of 739 amino acids. Gene Ontology annotation, molecular function: guanylate cyclase activity; heme binding. Gene Ontology annotation, cellular component: guanylate cyclase complex, soluble. The transcript is spliced from 8 exons. The record is from RefSeq and is a predicted model, not a curated record. Gene Ontology annotation, biological process: cGMP biosynthetic process; response to oxygen levels.